GCUCGAGUGCCAUGUAUUGAUCAAGUUUGCCUCACGAGCAAUCAGUUCUGAUGGCACUUGGAGUCAUAUUAGCCUGCCUCCUAGCCUUGGGGGUGGCUGGCUUCGGGCAGCAGCGUUGGAUCAUCAAGAAUGGAUACCUCAAGUACAAGCAGAGUCCACAGUACUGUGCUGGCUUGCGCGAAGGAAUAGUGAAAAACGGUGUGGACAUCAUCUUGUGGCAUUGUACCAAGAAGGCACAACACAAGUUCAAAGUGAGUGGGAAGUACAUCCAGUAUGAGGCUGAUCCGUCCUACUGCCUCAGUGUUCGGGAAGGAAAGGCUGGAGAUGGAUCUGACAUCAUUCUGUGGAAAUGCGAUGAUGCCCCUGCCUUUCACUGGGACGUAGAUGGUGAAUUCAUCAAGUACAAAGCAAAGCCACACUUCGUCAUGAGUGUACGGCAAGACAAUGCCAUGGACGGAGCGGAUGUGAUCCUUUGGGAAGCUGCUUCCAUGCACGACAAAUGGAUCUUUGAUGGCAAAGCAAUCAAGAUGAGUUCAGACCAGUCCAUGUGCCUGGGAUUAAGUCACAAACCGGGUGACGGCACCAACGUGAUCGUCUCCCGCUGUGGGAUCAUGACGAUUAUGAGCCGAUGGGUCAGAGAUGGCAAGUUCAUCAAAUGGGACUCUGACCCAAGGUUGUGCCUCUCCAUCCGCGAGGGGCGCAUCAUGGAUGGACAGGACAUCAUUCUCUGGACAUGCAAUGACAGCCCGGAGUUCCAUUGGGAGGUGUCCGGUUCUUACAUCCAGCAUGCGGCGAACCAGGACUACUGCCUUUCUACUCGUGAAGCGAGUGGACGCAGGGACCAAGCCAAAGCAAUGCUUUGGUCCUGCAAGGCCAUGGAACCUCUGGGACUGCCGGUCAGCGCUGAUCAGAGGCAGCAGGCCAUGGCCAGUGAGAACACUUGGCUCAUCCAGGGAUCUUUCUUGAAGUCCGCGUUAGAUGACAAGUACUGUGCUAGCGUCCGACAGGGGGAGGUGACUGAUGGUGCCGAUAUCAUCAUGUGGCAUUGUCGGGAUACCCACGAGUUCAAAUGGACAGUGGAAGGCAAUCAAAUCAAGUUGGUAUCGAAUCCCAACUACUGCAUGGGUGUACGUGAGGGCAAGGCGGGUGAUGGCUCGGACGUCAUCCUUUGGAGCUGCAACAGCGAUCAUGCCUUCCGGUGGAAGGUGGAUGGUAGCUCCAUUGUGUACAAAAGAGACCCAAGAUACUUCAUGACAGUGAGACAGGGACGUAUUGGAGAUGGUGCUAACGUGAUCCUGUGGUCUGGCUAUAUCAACCCCUUCCUCUUUACAUUUGAUGGCCACUUGAUCAAACCAAAAGCAGAUCCAAGCAAAUGUGCAACUUGACGAUGAAUGCACCUUUGCAGUCGGAGGCAGGUUUGAAACAGAGUCAGAGAUGAACAUGGACGAGCUCAACGAAACUCGGCCUGUUUGCUAGACCAAAUAGUUUUGGUGAUGAUCUUUGUCAAAAGAGAUGCCAACCCUGAAUAUCCUUAUGCAACUCAUACACUUUUUCAUUAAGUAUACGUUUUGGGACUGGUUAGCAGUUAGUAAAGAACUUUGAAACAUUCUUUCCCUUCCCAAAACCUUCGCGCCGCCUGACUUGGAACAUUCGAAGUUGGACCUCGCAGGUGACUGAAGAAGGUUCCAAGGUCAAGAUUUUGGUGUGUUUGGGCAGGUUCCCGUUUCGAGGCGCAACUUGCGCAUAUUUAACGCAUCAUCAUGUUGCUUUUUUAAAGACGUUUUGGGGCAAGGAGAAACUCUGGUGUUGUGGCUUUUGGGUGGUUGUUUCGCAAAACCCCCGCAGAGGUUGAAGAUCUCAGUUCCUUUUGGCAACCAUGCAAAGGGAAGGUUCAUAAUAUAAACAGGGGACUUCAAGAUUGCAGGAGAGCAAAAGGCAUAGUCACAUUGCUUCUGACAUGAAACUGGCUUUGCCCUCGACGCGCACAGUGGGCUGUUGGGGAAGCAAUAUAUAUAACAAUUACAAUAUUACGUCAACAUAUGCUUGAACACCCUCUCCACCCAACCCACCAUUGAGGUCUCUGUGCGAGAAAACAAAGUUGGUGAUGGUCGCAGCCCAAGAAGAUUUCCUCGUCACUAGCUGCCUAAAGUGAC
This is a messenger RNA of Durusdinium trenchii, 2153 nucleotides long. Lineage: Eukaryota; Dinophyceae; Suessiales; Symbiodiniaceae. The record is from the annotation of a GenBank genome assembly.